UGACUCAGUUCUCAGGUGCAGUUAAUUACCGUCAUUAAAGAGAAGAAGUGUGAAACACACGUAUAGAAAGGAAGCUUUUAUCGUUGUGGAAGUAAUAUUUUAUUCAAGCUGCGUUUUAAAUACUAGAGGUGUUUGAUUCUUUAUCAGUUGAGAAGCUGAAAUUCACUUAUUUUGGAGGAGAUGAUGGAGUUGGCUUUAUAUGACAUGAACACAGGCCAGAGGUGUUCAUAUGAUCAGAUGUCUCUGGCGGAGAUGCUGGAGGUUCAGGAUCAUCCAGUGAGUGAGGAGCAGGCCUGGGCUCUGUGUUAUCAGCUCUGCUCCAUACUCUCACAUCCGUCCCGUGAACAAACGUGGAAAACGGCCGCAGAUGCCGUGUUGUUGUCCCGAGACGGCAGCGUCUCUCUACGGCCGAUGAACAGUACUGCCGGUAAUUUCUGUGUGGUAGAGACAGAGGAACAGGCUGUUGAGUUUGUGGGCCGUCUCGUGUAUUUGAGUCUGGACUGGGGUCUGGAGACGCAGGUGGAGCGUGAAUUAAGCGAGACCUUAGAGAUCCUGGUGUGUCAGAUGACCAAAGUGAACCUCGGCCACCGUCAGCCCAUCUGCAGCAUCGCUGACGUCAUCCACGUUUGUAAGGAGCGCCUGUACGAUCCGAGUCAGGCCGCUAAACACUACAGGAACGUGUGUUCCAGCCUGUUCUCAGACACCGUUGAGUUGUGUCAGUAUCUGCAGAUCGUUCAACAGUCCAGGAAGAGUCUGCAGAAAUUAUUUGAAUCAGAGACCCAGCUGGUUGCACAGGUGACAACAGACUGGGUGUCUUCAUGGAGGCAUCUGGUGGAUGAGUUGAGCAGAGGUGUGGUGCUGCGGCCGCUAGCAAAGAGACUAAAUGCUGUCACUAAAUGCCCACUGCCUGCGGAGACUCCUCCGUUUAACCAGCUCUUGCGAGACAUCCAGUGUAGACGCUACACACUGCGGAAAGUUCAUGAUGUAGGAGAUGGCAAAAGAAAACUAGACCCUCACCAGACUCUUCUAGAGUUCAUCCGCUCACGGCCAAAGUUGCGACCGGCAUCAGAGCGUAAGAUAGGCCUGAAGCCCAAAGAGCAGAUCAGUCUGCACGAGUUACUCAUGGAGGAGAUUCGCUCGACUGACCACUGCAAACGCCUGGCACACAGCAUGGAGCCAAACUAUAAACCAGAUGGCUUGACUAUUAAUAAAGAAGCUGAAGACCCAUCUUUUCUGAAGUCAGCUCCUCACAGGAUACAUUCAGAUGAAGCUGUUAGUUCAGGAAAUGAUGUGCAGGAUGCCAGCUUCACAGAUUUCAGACUCUGUACAGGAAAGCGCCGGACCAGAUCUUUUGCUAGCAACCGGGAUCUCUUCAAAGUGGUUAAGAGCAGCAACAAGGGCUCUGUUCUCAAAACGAUCGUUGACGUCAUGAAAAUGCACAGUUUUGAGGAAAAAGGAGACGUGAAGGAUAUGUCGUGUGAGAGAUAUCGGGACUGGCGGGUUUGUUCAUGCUGUGCAAUGAGGAGCCUGUAUUUCACGUGGCAUAACACCUGCUCUCUGUGUCGGAGGGUUGUGUGUCCCGGGUGUUGUAUAGAGAUGCGUCUGCCCUCCAAGCGCUGCGUGAACCUUCCUCUGAGCUUCUUCAAGCAAAUCGUGAUGAAAGAUGGUGAGCAAAGCCAGAGGAACUUCUGGAACGAACGCUGGUCCUGGAAUUCAGCCUGGAUUCCUCUGGUUCUGGUGUCGUGCGGCUCCGGCUCCACAUCCGUUCACACUCUGGCCACGCGCGACUGGUACAGUCAGGACAUCUGUGUGCUCUGCCAGAAGGAUUUACUGCAGGCGUGUGACUCUCUUCUGUCCAGCUGUCCCGUCACAGACACGCAGGAGAUUUGAACACUCUCCCGUCUCGUCACUGUCUUUUUUAUCUGUUCCUUUAUUUAAAUAUCGGUGUUUGUGUUUUCGUUGUUGGGUUGUUCACAGUGUGGCACCAUGUUGGUUCUAAACGCUUGUUUUUCACCGUAGUUGCAUAGUUAGUUUUAAGGUUUUACAUUGUGAACGAAUUUAAAUAAAUGUGCUGAACAUUUUUAUUACAAUUUGUAUGCAUGUGGAGAUCAGUGAUGAAUGGCCUUCACUGCAGUUUAAUGAAAUGUCAAAGUCAAACCCACAAUGAUAUUUCCCAAUGGUUUAAAAAUAACUAAAAUGGUCCUCAACUACUUCAAUAAAAAAAUA
Messenger RNA from Labeo rohita (rohu), 2226 nucleotides. RefSeq lists its product as uncharacterized. Gene Ontology annotation, biological process: Golgi vesicle transport; actin filament polymerization; establishment of meiotic spindle localization. The transcript has 16 exons. The record is from RefSeq and is a predicted model, not a curated record. Gene Ontology annotation, cellular component: cytoplasmic vesicle membrane; cell cortex. Bases 181 to 1890 code for a protein of 569 amino acids. Gene Ontology annotation, molecular function: actin binding. Lineage: Eukaryota; Metazoa; Chordata; Actinopteri; Cypriniformes; Cyprinidae.